This is a messenger RNA of Didymodactylos carnosus, 1563 nucleotides long. The record is from the annotation of a GenBank genome assembly. Lineage: Eukaryota; Metazoa; Rotifera; Eurotatoria; Philodinida; Philodinidae.
AUGAACAACUACUACCUUUGGACAUUCGUAGGCGAUCUGGGUAAUACUAGUUUUGUGGAUCGAAAUUUUUCAAUAACUGAUGAUCAACAUUUGACAACAGCAUCCUCCUCGUCGUCUACAUCCUCUAUUCCAUCACCAAUCUAUCAUUCGUCUUAUUAUCGUCAUCCACGAUCGUUAAAUCAAAAUAAUCAUGAAAAUAGGUCUACAACUGUUCCAGAAUCAAAAACUCGUCCAAAUUCCAUACCACGAUUUCUAUCAAAAACUGAUGAUUUGACAUCUAUAACUUUAAUAGACGGUGAAAACAGUGCUAUAAAUAGUGUAAGUAAACGGCGUCGUUAUGCGAGUGAAGAACCACCAUCCAUGACAACAGCAUCAUUAGUCAAUACAUUCUUACAAUAUUUACGCGACGGUUUACGUUCAACGAGUCCUAAAAAUGUUCAUCAAAGAGUUAAUCAGAGUCGUAGUCGAACGCCGAGUACCGACAGUGGAUCUCCGUCAGAUAAUCGCUUAUCAAGUACAUUUAAUUUAUCAACACAUUUUUAUCGUCAUCAAUAUCCGGCUAUUUAUACAAAAUCGUUACGAAUGGUGUUUCAAUCACCAAAUUCGACUUCAACAUCUACUCAUAGGUUAAAUAAUGAUUCAGUGUUAUCGAACGACAAUGCUCUAAUUAACACUAGUAUACCAUCAACGCCAAUUACAUCUGAUCAAGAUAUUCUUGAUAGUGAAAUACUAACAUUAGUGGAUUUACUUGUAUUACGUGUUGCUUGUUUGUCAGAAUCAUCCGACGAAAUACCGCGACCUACUGUGGCUGAAGUCGAUCAGAAUCUAAUUGAAUAUCUCUAUUAUUUAUUUACAAAGUUUAUUGUUACUGCAGACACAUCAGUUUCUGAUGCUAAUAGUACAGAUGAAUCUUUAAUAGAUAAGAAGAGUUUUAUUCAAAUUUGUCAGACUCUCGUGAAAAAUGGAUGUUUUGAUAUGUCUUCGGUAUCUGUAUCCCCUACUACUUCACAAUCGACUGAAGAUACAGUUCUAGAAUAUGUUAAUAACGAUCAAAAUAAAAAUGACUUGUCAACAGCAACAAUCACAGACGAAAAACAGAAUGAAACUGCUACUGAAGAAAAUACCUGGCUCAUGGUAGAUAUUAGUGAGAGUGAAUUAAGUAAAGACGAAAACGAUGUAUCAUCUCUUAAUUCAUCAGUAAAUACAAAUGAACAACUAUUAAUGUGUGCAAAAAACAAUAUACAAGCAUUAGAAGUACAAAGCUAUGUUGAGUCAAUAACAACAUUGUCAAAUGUCGAUGUAGAGAAUGACUCUACAACAAAUAAUGGUGACGCUGCUGUUGCUAACUAUUUAACAUUGGAAGAAAUUCAGAAUUGUUGUGAAUUCCCGGAUUUAGAUAAACAAUCGGAAGAAUCUUCAAAAAGUAUUUAUUUAUCACCAAAUUCAAGUAUUGUCGACAUUGUGCAAGAGUUUGACGAUGCUCAACUGAAUAUAUUACAAAAUAAUGACAACGAAGGUACGCAUUUAGACAUUUCAUUAUUUUUAGUGAUCAUUAGAAUAUGA